This is a messenger RNA of Trametes versicolor FP-101664 SS1, 438 nucleotides long. RefSeq names its product NADH-ubiquinone oxidoreductase Complex1 subunit. The record is from RefSeq and is a predicted model, not a curated record. The transcript is spliced from 3 exons. Gene Ontology annotation, biological process: response to oxidative stress. The coding region runs from base 21 to 434 and encodes 137 amino acids. Lineage: Eukaryota; Fungi; Basidiomycota; Agaricomycetes; Polyporales; Polyporaceae.
CUCCCCGCCCGCCGUCCGCCAUGUCGACCAUCCCCGCACGGCUUGCGCGCUCCGCCCGCGUGUCCACCACCCCCAACGCUGCCCGCCAGCGGGUCAUCCAGCUCUACCGCGACUGGUAUCGCAGCGCCCCCGAAAUCUGCUCGAUCUAUGCGCUGAACGUGACCCCGACCUUCGUUCGCCACUGCAUCCGCGCGCACUUCGAGGAGAACCGCUACGUGACCGACACCCGCGUCAUCGACGUGCUCCUGCUCAAGGGCCGCCAGGAGUACCAGGAGACGUUGAACUGCUGGAAGCAGCUCGACCACAUCAUGGGCAUCCUCCUCGCGCCCCGUGGUCGGCCUCAGCGGACUUUCUUGCAAAAGUUCUAUGAAGGGAGGGACGAGGACGCGGUGCUGCCUGCUGCGACGGGUAUUGUGCACCCCAAGGCUGUAUGACCGG